AUGGGGGUCAGUAGCGACCACGAGACGCCUGAUACUUCGUCGUCGUCGUCUUACCUCGUCCCGCCCGCUCGAAACGGAUUCCUGGCAUCCAACGCUUCGUUCGUCGCUGUGGCUGGCUGCACUGCUACACCCGCUGACAAGCUAUCGAAUCCUGUCAUCCAUUCGACAGCUUGGCGACGUCUAAUCUUCGAAGACGCGCCACCCAAUAUCUUGGAGGGCGUGGCGGCAAUCCCGUACGCUAUCGGCUCGGAUAAACCUCUCUGGGAUUACGACAAAACUGGAAGGCUCAAGGAAAAGUGCAAGUUUGUCGACGCAGUUGGGCAAGGAGUCGCCAUGACGGAGGAUAACUUCGAGAUGCUGUGUCAUGCACGCAGAGUGCGUCGAAUUGUGAGAGAUACGAGGAAACAAGUGUCUGAAUAUCUCCAGACCCAUCAAGUUAUGCGAAGUGAGCGAUACCGGCGCCUCCAGUGGUCGGAGAUCGCGAGUAAUCGUGGCUAG
Phytophthora infestans T30-4 is the source of this 498-nucleotide messenger RNA. RefSeq lists its product as uncharacterized. NCBI's taxonomy places the organism in Eukaryota, Oomycota, Peronosporomycetes, Peronosporales, Peronosporaceae. Bases 1 to 498 code for a protein of 165 amino acids. The record is from RefSeq and is a predicted model, not a curated record. The transcript has 4 exons.